CUGAACAAUAAAAUGCUAAUCUGAGGAUGAGGAUGAGGAUGAUGAGGAGGAUUAGGAUGCAUUGAACGGGACAGCCGGCGACGUCAGCGAUCGAUUCUCUGUUGCACGUUUAUGAUGUGAGAGAAGCGACUGCACUUUGCAGAGACAGCGAGGAGGGGGACCUGCACCGGGAAAACGGGAAGAAAAUCCCGGUUAAGACGCCGCGCACUUGUGACAUAUCAGCUUUAAAUUCCGCAAAUAUAAACAUUCAUGCACGCGUAGCUGAUUUCUCAUCGAGGAUUGAAGCAUGCGCCACGUCGGGACGUUAGUGUGUCUGUGUACAGUGUGCGUGUGCGACGCGUCGCGCGGCUGCGGAGAGAUUCAGUGUGGCGCCCGAGCCAACGGCAGCGCCACGUCGACGGGAUGCUGCGAUUUGCCGCUGCGCACCUUCGCCGAGCACGCGAGCUGGCUGGCACGGAAGCUGUCCGGGCUGCUGAUCCUGCUCGCCCUUUUCGCCGUGGGCUACUUCGUGCAGCGGCUCGUGUGCCCGCGUCACCGCCGACGCGGCCGCGCGCCACAGGAACCCGAGUCGCUGUUAGGGGCGCGCGCCACCGCGUCGCAGGACACGUUGCUGGAGCGUUUCGAGGACGGCGGAGGAAUGGACGGAGUGGACGGCUUCACAUCACCCGUUCUGCAGCCGCCGGCCUACGACGAGGUGAAGGACCUGCCUACGUACGAGGAGAGUGUGCGCGCGGCCGGGGGAAGCGUCAGGCCGGCUGGAGUCGGGCGCGAGAGACCGGAAGCCUCCAGGAUCUUCAGAAACUCUGUUUGACGCGCAUUUUACUUUCUCAAACACUACAACACAUUUAUCCCAAUUCAAGUGCAAUUAUAAGUGAUGGCGGUGGGUUUUAAAUGUAGGUGAGUCGCUCAUGACCCCAGAACUUUUCUAGUGCUGUGUUCCUUUUUUCUAUGCUAUUUAUAAGAGACUCUACACACUCUGGACUGUGUGGAGCUCUGAGUAUCUGAGCUUGGAAGAAGUGGAGCUCUGCAGGCAUAGUGACAUUUGUGCAAUGAUAUUUUCAGCAAGUGUUUAGUGAAUAAAUAAUGAAUAUUUACAACAACAUUAAUCAACGCUAUGAGAUAGAAAUAUUCGUGCAGUUUUAUCUAUAAGGCCGGAGACUGUGACACUGUCAUAUCCCUAAUAUAUGACUAUUUAGAUUUUUUAUAUGAUACUGAGACAAGAAGCAAAAUAAUCAGCAUGGACUCAGGUUAAAGCAGUA
Molecule: messenger RNA, 1259 nt
Organism: Tachysurus vachellii
Lineage: Eukaryota; Metazoa; Chordata; Actinopteri; Siluriformes; Bagridae
Exons: 1
Coding region: 287-811 (174 amino acids)
Source: RefSeq, a predicted model, not a curated record